This is a messenger RNA of Monodelphis domestica (gray short-tailed opossum), 3138 nucleotides long. The record is from RefSeq and is a predicted model, not a curated record. Lineage: Eukaryota; Metazoa; Chordata; Mammalia; Didelphimorphia; Didelphidae.
CUGGUAGCUACACAGUGGCGCUUUUGUUCCCUUCUGGGCUUCAGGCUGGCAGGUUCCUGUCAGACUUCGUCCUUUUCUCUCCCAGACGGAAGUGUAAGGCCGCCGGACUUAAAGAGAACGGGUAGGGGUGGUGGGGAGCAUCUUUGCUCUUGCAGCAGGGAGGAUUUGGCAUCCGGAAUCUGAGGACCCGGAUUCUAGUCGUGGCUGCUCUGUCCUGCUGUGCGACCCAAGGCCAGUCCCCACACCUAACUGGGCCUCAAUUCUUUCCUUCCGGAAAUGAAGGAGCUGCACUAGACUAGGUUGCUCACUGAUGCAGUCAGCAGAAAAUAUGAGUGUCUCUGGGAAAGAGUCCCUGUUCUUCAUCAGCCCUCCAGAUCUACAAAAGCUUUGUGCUGUUAAGGUAGUACUAAGUAACCAAGUGGCAGAGACAGAGAUUAGAAGCACACAGUUGAAAAUGUGCAGGCAAUUGCUAUUUAUGUACCAAGAGCUUCUAACAUCACCUGUUCCUGGACUAUUAAGCCAGAUUUGGGUAGUGAUGACGAUACCAUUUUACAAAUCAGGAAAACUUCAGGCCUAUACAGAAAAACAUGGAGCUAAGGUGGUGACUCCUCAAAAAGUAGUUCCUGCCAUUCUUCAAAUAUGUCUCUCCUACUCAGUCACAGCCAGACUUUCGCCAUCAUGGAAUAAAGCUGGUCAUUUGUUAGUUCAAGGGAGAGAUUUUCUUUCUCAAAUGGGAAAGCAAAGUGCCAUUGUUUUGGACUUCAAUGUGUCAGAAACCCAACUUUGCAUCAGUAUUGAAGCUUGUACAGUUAGACUACCACCACCCAAGCUAAAUGACUUUGACAUUUCUGAAAACAUAUUAAAGAAUUUUGAUGAUAACAAGCAUGCUAUUAUUGAGGGGCAUUCCAUUUUAAGCAACUGGUGCUAUGUCUUGCCAAGCAUGAAAAUGGGGCAAAUAACAAGUAUUCUUCAUACUGUUUCCCCUGAUUGUCCUUUUCGGUCACGUGAAGAUUUUCAGCUACAUUGGGAUAGUAUGUAUGGAUAUAGCCUCCCGGAGGAUUGUGGAAACAUGGAAAUAUACUGUACUAUCUACUUCAAAUUGAUAGGGGAAAGACUUUUCACGUACCCGCUUAGUUGCAUCAGAAGCCAACCUGUACAGUUUUUUCCAAGGGUUGAUGUGGAAAAUGUAUUGAAAAGCUUUCUUCUUGAUCUGAAAUCCAAACUCCCUCAUAUAUGUGGUUUUCCAAUAAAGAUGACAAAUAAGCCAUGCUACUACACUCAAGAACUCAUCAGACCUUCAUUACAGGGAAACAAAGAUAAAACUCCUAAUCUGAUUACCAGAAAAAUGUUUAGGGCUUCUCAGACUGAGGUCCCUUCCAUAAAACCCACCUUGGCUCAGAGUCCAUUAUCGACUACUCUGGCAUUUGACCACAAGAUGGAGCUUUCAGCCAACCAGCCAAAGCCAAGUAUUUUUUUAAAUCUUAUUAAUCAGCAGCCAGACUAUAAGGAUAAAGGCACAUAUGACAGAGAGUCACAGAUACCUUUUGAAGCAUGUGGGCACAAAAGCAGCAACAUUCAAGCUCAAGAUGUAAUUCCUGAUUACCAAAAUAAAAAUGCUUCUAAAAUCAUACCCAUUUUUAAAAGUAGACUGAUGCAGAUGAAUAAAAAUAUCCCAAAGACUGUUAAUCAGAAGAAAAAGCAGCAUAUUGGUACAGAAUCAAAGUUGUUUGCCAGCAAAUCUUGUGUGACCCAAGUUAAUAAAUUGAAUUUGGGCAAAUCUGAGAAAAAAAGGACUAAAAAUAAUAGAGCUUCAGUGCAUAUUGGAAAUGAAAAUCCAAGUAGUUUUAGAUCUCUACCAGACCUACAUACAAAGUCAAAUUUUUGUCUUUCUAAGGGCACAUCAUCAAAUGUGAGUUUAGGUGAAUGCAAGUUCCAGUUUUCCAGUGAUUCAGUAUUUCAGUUGUCAUGUAACAACUCAGACUUAAUUAGAAAUGUCACAAAAAUCCAAAAGAAAGAAAAUCUAGCAAGUCAGGAUCCUCUACUAGUUUUGGGAAAAGGCCAUGAAUCACUACCAAAAAAAAGACAAUUCUACAUUUUUGAGUCAGACACAGAAAUGGAAGAUUCCCAAAUACCACAACAGUCAGUAAAUCCAAUUAAAGAAGUAGGUUUAAAUAUUUGCCGAUUAGUAUCAAACAGAUCAGCCUCUAAGUCAAAAAGGAAAUUUCAUCAACAAUCACCAGAAGUCCAGAAAUCCCUAGACAUUUAUCCUGGGCUAUUCAACACUUCAGUUAACCAGGGAAAAGGAUUAAGUAAAUCAAAACCUAAGAAAUCCCAGAUGAUUCUAAAUAUUUAGAACAUGGACUUGGAAGAACAUCAAAAUACCCACCAGAUAAUCUUCAUUAUGGAAUGCAAUAUGGAACCAAGGAAGGCAUUUGUUACAUUUGCUUUAUCAUAGGCAUACUCCAAAGUCUUUCCUAGAAGCCAAAAAUGGAUUUGCUCAUCAGUUGAACAAAACUUGGAAAUAAUAAAGCCAUGGACAAAUGAUUCCAUAGUUUCUUAUAUCCUAAGGCUAUUUGGGUACCAUGAAAACUUAUACUAAUUGCUUUUUUAAACUUAUAGCAACAUGUCUAAGUUAAUGUUAUUAUUUAUCGUAAUGCAAUAUUUCAGAUGUAACCCAUGUAAUCUUUGAGUGUUUUAUACUUACUAGCAUUUGUUUUAUUUUAUAUCUACCACAGUACAUAAAUCAGAAGUAUGGAUAGCUCAAUUAACAGUUUAUUUUCUUACUAUAAUACUGUUCUUCAGGCCAGUUUUGUCUCUUUUGACAAAAAUGACUUGAAUUACUUUGUCAAAACUAGCAUUUAGUUUAUUUCUCAUUUAUAGAAUCAUUAGUGCAUAUUAAACUAUUCAUGUUGCAAUGUCCUCUGUAUUAUCUUAUUCUGAAAAAUAAACAAUAAGCUUACUAUAAGAUGUUGUCUUUUUUAAAAUGUCAGGUUCUAGCCUGGCACAAUGUAAGAAGACUCUAAAUAUGACCAUAGGGAUACCACUGCUCUAAUAGAUUUUAAGAGCUCUAUCAAAAUAUUCUUAAAGUAAUUGUUGAUCUACUAAUAUGAGUGGACUGAUGAAUAAAUAUUUUCUUAA